AUGCAGAGCCGUAAUGCUGACCUCGAGGAGUUCUUCAGCCAUGAAGUUCAACCAUUCCCUCCCUCCUUAUCAGAAUUCGGCAAUCUUCGCCUACCAAGCGCUAAAUCGGAACUCCUCAAGUGCCUUAUUCCAUCGACUCAGGCAGAGCCUCCCACGCAAUUUGACUGCAGUGUUCUAGACGGAGCUGUCGUGGUCCACUGCCUCCCCGUAACUGGUUCGAACACCUUUGAUGAUUACGCCCAUAACGUCUUCAUUCCACACCUCAGCAGACAGAGAAGUACAAGAGUGGAUGUCGUCUGGGACACAUACAUACCUAAUAGUCUCAAGGAGUCCACCAGGGAGAAGCGAGGCAAAGGCGUUCGACGGAAAGUAGAUGGGGGUACUAAACUACCAUCCAACUGGGUGUCAUUCCUGCGUGAUCCGUUAAACAAAGAAGAGUUGUUUCACUUCCUAUCGUUGAAGGUUGCUAGACAUAACUGGCCAGAGAGGAAGACAAUCCAUGUUACAUCAGGUAAACAUGCAACACAUAUGUCAGCUAUGAUACUCAACCAAAUUAUGUUGUAGGCGUCAUACAGCAAAGUUAAUUAACUAACAAAUCUUUUGAACAAGCAAGCCUCCUAAGUGUUCUACUAAGACAUAAACGCACAUAAAAAAUGUUAACUACCGAAAUAAUUUUUCUCCAGGUACUUCUGUGAUUUCCAUUGGCUCUGCGACCGCAAUGACAGAUUGUACUCACGAAGAGGCGGAUACGAGGAUUGUGGUCCAUAUCCUUCAUGCCAUCCAAGUUGAAGAGGCAAAAACAGUCCUCGUCCGAACCGUGGAUACCGAUGUCCUAGUCAUCUUGGUGGGAAAGCUUCAUGACCCGAAAGAAGUCCAGCCGGAACUUGAUCUGUGGCUUGCCUUUGGUAUGGGUCGAAACUUUCGCUUCAUCAGCGUCAACUGUAUUUGUGCUAUUCUUGGUAAACCACAAUCUACUUCUCUGCCUGUAUUCCACGCAUUAACUGGAUGUGAUACCACCUCCGGCUUCUUCGGGAAAGGAAAGAAGUCGGCUUGGCAGGCAUGGGAGAUCUUUCCAGAGGUCACGCCCACAUUCGAAAUGCUUGCCAAGACGCCAUUUAUGCAACUUACGACAGACUCGCCCCUCUUCAAACAGAUCGAGAGAUACACGGUAAUCAUGUACGAUAAGCUCAGUCCCUUAUCUGACAUCAACCUGACCCGGAUGGAGUUAUUCUGCAAGAACGGUAGAACAAUGGACAAGCUCCCGCCUACACAGGUAAAUAUUAUUUGUUUCUUUAUCGUAAUUUUUCUAGGUUUCACCUAACAGGGGCGGACAUGAGGGGAAGGGCUCAAGGCUACCUAGCCCUUAAACUGGUACUAUUAUUCACAACGAACCGUCUUUCUAUGAGACUAGUACCAACCUCUUCCUAACUAAUCCUUAAUAACAUCGACACUGUUGUUAUUUGCAGGAUGCCCUUUUGCAGCAUGUUCGUCGCGCCGUUUUCCAGGCCGGGAUCUGGACAGUCGGCGAUCAGCCACAGCCACAUGUGCCAUCACCAGGGCAGUUCUCGUGGUCUGAAGACGAUGGCAAAUGGGUUCCGAAAUGGAUCACCAUACUCGAAGUAUCCAAGGCUUGUAGUGAGCUCAUAAAAUGCUCUUGCAAAGGCGCGUGUACACGAUGCAAGUGUGCCAAGGCUUCCUUGGUAUGCACCCCCCUUUGCAGAUGCCAAUGCCUAUCCUAAAAGUAACUGCAUGAAGGUUAAAUGAUAAUCUGAAGAGUUUCAGCGAUCGAUCAUUGUUUCCGUUAUGAAGAAAAAACUCUAGUAUAUGGCGUUAAAGUUGAAAUUUGAUUAUUCUUACCGAGAAGGGACUGGGAACUAGUAUAUAUCUAAAAGCCUUAUGUAAUAUAUAAAUGAUGUCUCAUAAUGAAAUAUGCGAAAAAACGAGUAAGCAUAAUAGUUUCAGUCAAUAAAUGUCACUACUGCAUUUCUUGUUAGCUGUUUUAGAUGAAAACUGCAAAACAACACAGUAGCCCAAUUCGUAAUUAAGGUAAAUUUUAUAAGGCCCGUUAAUACUUGUACGGUGAAGAUUGCGUUGGGCUCCCCCUCUAAUAUUAAUCAGUAGGUCCUAAUGAACAUCUCUGCCAAAUUUGGUGCUUUUGUCACUUCUGUAACGAUCCGACCCAUAUUAAGUCAUAAGAGACCUGACUACAGUAAGCUGCAUCUAAAUCCUAAAGGUUCUGCAGCAACUAAUUUUAUUAGGUUCCUCAAAGGUGAACAACAUGUGAGUCCAAGAAGACCACGUAGAAGUUCCACAGAGGAUUUUCAUACCAUAGCGAACCAACUGCUGAUGACGUUACUAGCAGGGACCUCUCGAACACUACGUUAA
Molecule: messenger RNA, 2385 nt
Organism: Paramuricea clavata
Lineage: Eukaryota; Metazoa; Cnidaria; Anthozoa; Malacalcyonacea; Plexauridae
Source: the annotation of a GenBank genome assembly